This is a messenger RNA of Schizophyllum commune H4-8, 1517 nucleotides long. Its product is annotated as zincin. The coding region runs from base 389 to 1465 and encodes 358 amino acids. The transcript is spliced from 6 exons. Gene Ontology annotation, biological process: proteolysis. Gene Ontology annotation, molecular function: metalloendopeptidase activity. Lineage: Eukaryota; Fungi; Basidiomycota; Agaricomycetes; Agaricales; Schizophyllaceae. The record is from RefSeq and is a predicted model, not a curated record.
CUGCGUACGCGUAUCUUGGUCUCUGAGCGCCCGACCAUGAUUUCCCGAGGCUAUAGGAGCGUAUGGUCAGCCGCCCUCGCACGAAAUGCUCGGCGCGGAAGCCUUGCAGGCCUAGCCACGAUGGACAAAGGACAUGAUUAUAGACGCGAGGGUACAGUAAUUCCGCACCACGCGUCCCCUCCACGCGCGCUCUCUUCUAUCAGCUUUCCCACCUUCGCACUCACCCAUCCUGCAUUGCUCUCCAGGCCCAAGACCACCCUCCCCCCGGAUCAUUCAUGAUAACACCCAGCAAGGGGACGUAUAUAAGCAGGCUGGGUGGCAGCCCAUAGCUCCCCAAGGUCAAGGUCUCAUCCUCCGAUCUCCUACACCGGUCUACCAGCUAGCAGCCAUGUUCUUCAAGGUCUCCUCGCUCAUCGCGCUGGCUCUGGCCGGUAGCGCGCUUGCGACGCCGCUCGCCCGCUCGGAGGACCUCAAGGUCGAGCUGAGCGGCGCGGAGAGCGUGACGUCCAUCGACGACGUGAAGAUCACGGCGGCGGUGACCAACACGGGCUCUGAGGCGGUCAAGGUCCUCAAGUACGGUACCGUCCUCGACUCGCAGCUGCCGACGCGCUCGUUCCACGUGACUAAGGACGAUGCUGACGUCGCCUUCACGGGUAUCAAGAUGCAACUCUCCAUCCCCGACCUUACCGAUGAGGCCUUUGCCACCAUCCAGCCUGGCGAGACCGUCACCGCUGAGCACGCUGUCUCCGCGCUCUUCGACUUCGAGUCCGCCGGCGAGGGCGCCUACACCUUCGAGCCGGUCACCACCUUCAUGGUCGCCAGCGGCGACAGCCUCGCGCCCGCCUCCGACAUGCUCAAGACCAAGGUCGCCGCCAACGGCCUGACCAUCACCAUCACCGGCGACCUCGCGAAGCGCUCCAUGGCCGUCGAGAAGCGCGCGCGCAACAUCUGCACCAACUCCUCCUACUCCUCCUUCAUCAACUCCGCGUACUCGGAGGGCAAGUCGCUCGCCUCGACCGCCGCGUCGUACAUCGCGUCCGCCGGCGCGAGCGACUCCCUCUACCGCGCGUACUACGGCAGCACGAGCACGUCGAGCGUGCGCAGCGUGUUCACGAAUGUGGCGAACGAGAACUCGAGCUCGCGCACCUUGUCGUGCACGGACACGUAUGGCGCGUGCACGAGCGGCGUGAUCGCGUACACGGUCAUCGCCACCACGAACGUCUACUUCUGCCCGAUCUUCUUCCAGGAGGUGCCCUCGACCUACCUCUGCACCGGCCAGACCUCCGUCGCGUCCCGCAACGUCCGCGGCGGCACCGUCCUGCACGAGCUGACGCAUGCUACCUCUGGCACUGACGACAUUACCUACGGCUGCUCCGCCGACCAGGCUCUGUCCGACGCCAACUCGUACGCCAACGCUGACAACUACAACUGCUUCUCGACCCAAGUCUACGCCAACCAGUGCUAGAUGGCUGGCUCAAAAGGCCAGGCGCGCGGCUUGCAAUCCUAGGCAGCUAGAG